This is a messenger RNA of Ruditapes philippinarum (Manila clam), 974 nucleotides long. RefSeq lists its product as uncharacterized. Lineage: Eukaryota; Metazoa; Mollusca; Bivalvia; Venerida; Veneridae. The record is from RefSeq and is a predicted model, not a curated record.
GAGGUGGACAUGAUGGUGGUGGAAGUCGUCAAGGAGAUUGGAACUGCCCUAAUGAAGAUUGUGGUAACAACAACUUUGGUUGGAGGAAUGCCUGUAAUCUCUGUAACACACCUAGACCAGAUGGUGCUGGUGGUGACAGUGGUGACUUUGGUCGUGGUGGGGGUGGUAGAGGUCGCGGAGGUGGUGGUGGAUUUGGUGGUGGCCGAGGAGGCGGCGGUGAUCGUGGUGGAUUUGACAGAGAUAGAGGAGGUCGUGGUGGAUUUGGUGGUGGUCGUGGCGGUGAUAGAGGAGGACGUGGUGGAGAUAGAGGAGGACGUGGCGGUGGUGGCGGUUACGGUGGUGGACGUGGCGGUGGACCAUAUUAAAUCAUCAUUUCUAUCAUCAUUCAUACAUUACUGUUUGAACAACAUCACAUAAACAGUUGUUUCAUCAUUUUUCAUUGAUCAUAUCUCAUCAUGAUUUAACAUCAUGGAAUGCUACACCGUUAUGUUUUAUACAAGAUUUUAAAGGACUUACUGUAACAUACAUUCAAUGUGUGGAUUGUGAUUUUACAACAGGCACCUUCAAGGCAGCUUAUAACUAGAUUGUUGUCCCACAUAGAUGAACAUGAAUAGGUUGUGUAGCAUGUUGGGGAGAAAUUUAUUUGGUAACAUACUUAAGAAAUAGUUUUUGUUAGGGGAAGAAAAUCAGUGUUUGUUGUAAAUAAGAUUGUGUCCUCUUGUUUGAUUGCUGUGCAGAGUGGAAUAGUUUUAAGUCUUAAUGGAACAUUUUAAACAAAUAAAUAAAACCGAAAUUUGCUAAACAUAUAUGUCAUCAUCAUCGGAUAUUAUUUCUUUGCUUGAUUAACAACAUUUUAUCAUGUUUGACUUAAAAAUUGGAAUUCCUUGUAUUAAAAGGUACUUUUUUAAUUUUAGAUCUCAUUUCUAGAGAUUUGUAAUUAUGUGACAUUGUGUAAUAAAAGUGAAAAACUAGAA